Molecule: messenger RNA, 1482 nt
Organism: Acanthamoeba castellanii str. Neff
Lineage: Eukaryota; Discosea; Longamoebia; Acanthamoebidae
Exons: 8
Coding region: 1-1482 (493 amino acids)
Biological process (GO): regulation of DNA-templated transcription
Molecular function (GO): DNA-binding transcription factor activity, RNA polymerase II-specific; zinc ion binding
Source: RefSeq, a predicted model, not a curated record
AUGGACGACCCGGAGACCACGCCUACCGUGGAAGAUGGGGAAGAGGAAGAGGAAGAGGAAGUACUACUCGCAGAAGAUGACAGCAAGGACCCCGACAAGAAGGGGAUCGCACGCUCCUGCAACCUGUGCCGCCAGUCCCACACUGCCUGCGAAACGACGCGGCCCUGCAAGCGGUGCGUGCGGAUCGGGAAGGCGCAGCUGUGCGCCGACAUUCCCCUGCGCAAGCGCGGUCGGCCCAAGACCUCGCGCAAGGCGCCCGACGAUCCCGACAGGGCGGCCAGGGCCGGCCGGCCCACCUUCCUCCCCAUCGAACCCAAGCGCCCGAUCCCGCUACUCGUGGCCCACCCCGGGACCGCCACAGGCGCUCUUCACACAGCGCAGCCACCUCCACUGCCCAUCCCCGUGCUGCGUCCACUCGCCGCCGGCCCGCUGCUGGCCAUACGCCCGGGCCUGCAGCGCUUCACCACCACCGCCACCGCACAAGCGUCGACCAGGAGUAUGGGCAACUGCUGCGACUACCCGCGGACGACGCCCCACGGACCUAUCCCAAUCCGUUCGUCGGCCCAUCACCCCGGUUUCGUCUACCCGCGACUCAAGUGGUCGCAAGUGAUGGCCGACUACGAGCCCGAGCCCGAGAACGGCGCUGAGCUGGCAUCGGCGACGCGCAACAAGCGGCGGCGGACGGAGGAGGCUUGGCGUAGGCAGGGCGACGGCCUUGAGCCGCUGCAGCAUCAGCACUGGGACCGCGGUACUCACCACCCUCAGUGGGACGAGACCACCCGUCUGGCGAUGAUGAGUUCGUCGCUGCCCGCUCCGCGGCCGCCGCUGGACGAGGGCUGGCGGAUGCCACCGCGGCUGUGCACGCCCACGUCGCUCUUCGGCUUCUACUCGUCGGCGCCGUCGUGGAAGGACAUCUACCAGACCUUUCCCUUCCUCAACGAAUUCCAGCUUCCGAGCGACUUCGCCGUGGACGACCUCAGAAAACCGAUAGCGGUGGUAGCUAGGUCGACGGAGGGCUUUCCCCCCGUGAUGGUGUGGGUGAACAGAUCGUUCUGCACCAUUCACGGCUACUCCUACGCCGAGCUGCUGGGGGCGCCGAUCAUGAAGAUAUCAUUGAUGUUGACCUACCCCGAGAUAGCUCAGGGCCUCUUCAAUUUCCUCAAGACCCCCAAGUGCGUCCCUCUUGGGCCUGGCGGCACUCUUCAAUGGCCUAUACGGCUGCUGCUUCGGCAUCGACACAAGCAACUGCGAGCCAUCAUGAUGGAGUGCCGAGUGCAGUUCUGCUACGGCUCAGAUGGCUUUCCAAAAUACGGUAUAUACUGUGUGGAUCGGUGGAGGGAGGACGCACUGAAGGAGCAGGAGCUCGAGACGGAGAAGUGGAUCUUCUCGUUCCAGGAAGCUGCACAGCAGCAACGUUUGCUGGACUCGGUAAGCGAGCAGGCAGCUGUGGCACCACCCCUGCCAGAACAUUACAUUCCCUAA